AGGCCAAUGCUCCAAGCCCAACUUUUCCUGGAUGAUUGGAGCAUCCAAAAAAUUCCCCAAAGCAGAGCUGGACGCUUGGACCAACAAGAAGUAGGAAGUCUUCUUCCUCUCCUCCGACUCUGGGUCUGGGGAGGAACUAUUAAAUUUUAUUUAUUUAUUUAUAUUCUCUUUGAAAUUACUUUUAUGAGUUCAGAAGAAAAAUGGUCCAAGUGAACAUACAUAGAUAGAUAGCCUCAUCAUUCUGAAAUAAUCUCAGUUACAUGGCUGACCUCCCCAAGGAGCAAUUUAUAACAAUAGUCAAUGACGAUCACGAGGCAACAUGCUGGGGUUGUGGAUUACGCCUUCUUCUUCCAUCUCAUGCACCUAUUUUCAAGUGUGGUUGGUGUGGGGCCAUAACAAAUCAAAACACGUCGAAAUGUGAAAGCAAGGGCUCUCGGUGGAGGUGCUUGCGUGACCGGUGCUUUGUUUGUGUCCUCAUUGUGUUUAUGCUCUUUGUGAUAAGUGGUGGGGUGUGGGCAGUGUGCCCAAUUGUUUUUUCUAUUAGCUACUUCUGUGGGAUAUUCCACUCCAUCAUAACGGUGAUCUUGUCUGUAACUACCCUUUCUUCAUUCAGCCUUGCGGCAUUUUGUUGUGCUGGCAUGCCUCCAAGCAUGCAGUGGGGUAGCUUUCCAUCUGUGCGGCAAGGUGACCUUGAGAACUAUACCUUCUGUCACUACUGCUCAAAACCAAAGUCACCUAGGACUCAUCACUGCCGUUCAUGUGGAAUGUGUAUAUUGGAUAUGGAUCAUCAUUGCCCAUUUAUUGGGAAUUGUGUGGGUGCAGCAAAUCACCGGCAUUUCAUUCUCUUCCUCAUCUCGGCUGUCAUCAGUACAAUUUAUGUAUCAAUCUUGUCUAUAUAUGCAGGGUUGCAUCUAUGGCCACAAUUAGCUUAUAAUUUUGGCCGUCUCAAUGGGUUUAACAGGGAUAUGGCUUUCAGGGUUGUGAUGGAAAUUUUUCUUUCUUUGCUAAGGUCUGCGGCGCUACUAUCCACAAGAGGGCUUGUUCUAGUAUAUCUGUUUAUUUCAAGUGUUUCGGUGGAAAUAGGAUUGAGCAUGCUUUUGUGGCAGCAGCUUUGUUAUAUAUAUGAAGGGAAAACUUAUUUAAGUCAUUUAAGCUCACAGGGAAAUGAUGAAGUAGGGAAAAAAGAUUGCCAAAAUCUUUUCCGGUUCUUUGGUUGCCCAUAUUCUAUAUCAAGAUAUUUGCCAAACUUUUGGAGAUCUCGGAAGAGGCACAAGAGGUGAGAGGGAGGUAUGUAUAUUUCUGAAAAUCAGUGCCAUGCAGUGACUGUGUAUUAUUUAUUUUUGGGGUGUGAGGGGUGGGGGUGGGGUUGUGAUUUUGGUCAUCUGUGAGAUGAAACUACAGCCUCCAUCCCAUUGGUUUGUAUGAAGACAUUUGUAGCCUUGUUGUCAUUGCUAUUACAUUUAAAAAAGAAAUAAGAAAAAACUAGUGGGGGUGCAUUUAGUUCA
Molecule: messenger RNA, 1505 nt
Organism: Quercus robur (English oak)
Lineage: Eukaryota; Viridiplantae; Streptophyta; Magnoliopsida; Fagales; Fagaceae
Product: protein S-acyltransferase 11
Exons: 4
Coding region: 261-1280 (339 amino acids)
Molecular function (GO): palmitoyltransferase activity
Source: RefSeq, a predicted model, not a curated record